ACGUGCCUAACCCCCCCACCCCCAAACGUAACCUAGCCGCUCUCUUCUGUCAGUGUCGCUCUGACGCUCUCUGCACUGGCGGCGAACCCACUUUCCUGCAGCACCUCCCAGCGCCGGCGAAGCCCUUCCUCCCACCACCUCGCAGCGCCGCCGAAGCCUUCCUCCCAGCGCUGCCGAACCUUUUCUCCCAGGACCUCCUCGCCGACAGCACCACCCUCGCGGUCGUCGACACUACACCACCCAACACCAUCCAGUAGCCAGCAGUGCACCACACCCGGCGCCACCCACAGCACCGUUUCUGGCCAUCCGCAGCAUCGAGCCACCCAGCAGUCCAGCCCAGCACCACCCAGCAGCGUUUCUAGCCACCCACAACACAGCACGGCAAGUCAUGUAUUCUCCUCAUAGCAAUUGCAGGCAUAGAGAGGUUUGCAUAUAAAGGGGUCGCAUCAAAUUUGGUUACAUACCUAACUGAUGUAGUGAAGCUAAGGAACUCAUCUGCUGCAAAAAUGGUUAAUAGUUGGUGUGGCUUCACUUCCAUAGUGCCCUUGUUGGUGGCACCCAUUGCUGAUGCUUAUUGGCACAAAUAUUCCACAAUUAUGGCCUCUUCUUUCCUCUAUCUCAUGGUGAGUCACCCUCCACAACUUCAAUAUCAACUACCUUUAUAUAUGAAUAAUAUUACAUUGAUUAUUUCUUAGUCACUUUUGAGCUCGAGUUAUGUUAUGUACAAAACAUGGAACAUUGUAUUGACUCACACUUUGUUUAAUAUUAAAUGAGAUGUGAAUCAAAUUUAAGUGAAAUCUUUGUCCCAUUUAAUGAUAGAUAAAAUAUGAGUCAAGCAGCAUAUUCUUAACAGAGGACAAUUUUUUGGAGUUUAGAUAUGACAUACUAAUAUAAUAUAGCAGCCAUAUUAUUCUUAUAAGUUCCAUUAUGGAUUACGUUGUAGGUUUGUUAGAGUCUGAGUAAUAAAUAAUCUUCCCAUUUGGGCAUAUAUGAAAUAAUGCUCUCUAUAAAAGUUACAGAUGGUAUAAGAAAGUGUAUCAUGUUUUGCUACCUUUCAAAGUCAGAUAUAAAAUCAACCAGAGUAUCAACAUAAAUUUUUUUUGGCAAAGAACACUGACACUUUAAUAAUCCUGAAUAACAUGAAAAGUUUUACUUGUACUCUAAGCAGGAAACGAAUUUUCCAUAGCCCCUCAUUUUUCAAUACUUAUAUUAAAUUUUCCAGGCAUAGAUCACCUAUGUAAGCUAGUUGUUAAUGUUGUUGUGUUUAUUAUUAUUAUAUUGGCUAUGUAAUAUAAUUACAAGUCUGCUAAUUUUCAGUUAUAUGAAGCUACUUAAAUAUACUUAUUAUUGUUUUCCAUAACUAAUUACUAAUAUAUCUGGGAUUUCAUAUUCUUAUGUAUGUAACCACAAAAUAAAUAAAUAAAAUAAAAACAUAAGCAUGUGUAUAGAACUGAAGUUAUUGUCUUGUCCUGUUUAAGCAGUAAAACAACAUGAUAACAUGAUAGGCUUGAAAAGAUUAACUUUAGAUCAGUUGUGUUGACUAUUGAACUUUUAAACUUCUUUAGUUGUCGUAUUUCCUUUUGUCGUUAAAUUUUAUUGGAUCAAGAUUUUGUUAGCUAUUGUGUAUUUGUGUUUGUCAAUUUCAAUGUUAUGACUUUAUAAAAUAGUAUGGUAAUAUGAUUUUAAUUGGUUUGGUUUGGUUCGGAUGAUUUCGAUAAAAAAAAUCGAACCAAACUGAACUGCAGUUUAAUUAAACGAUUGGAUCGUGUGCUCGCGAGGCGCAUCUCGCCUGUCUCCUCCGUCUGUGCUGUGUGCUCGGCCGUUCGCGUCUCGCCGCACCUCUGGCGGUGAGUGCUCGAGCUGUGCUUCCUGCAGCCGUGCAGUGUGUCAUCAUCGUCGUCCGCCAUCACAGUACCCAACGCCUAGUGUGCUCCACUGCUCGUGUCUUGCCUCUCUUCCUACAGCUGUGCUUCCUGGUGAGUGCUCGCGUCUCGCCGCCCCGCGGCUCCGUCCCUCCCUCGCCUCCUUCCGUGGUUGUUGCUGUCUGAACUGCUGCUCGUCGUCCACCUUCUGCCUCUGCAACAAUAGCAGGCAAAACCUUAUUGGGAAGCGAAGAGAAAGAGAAAGAGAACCGUAAGUAACAUGCCGAAUUGCAAUGAUAAACAACAGAAGAUGUGGCCUUCUCAAACUUGUUUCUCUUCGUAAUGCUUCUCACUCUUUCUCAAAUGCAAAACCUGAUUCCCAUUUGGCAGCAACAUUAACGGCUAAGAAGAGUGUUUUUGGGUUCCACACUAACAUUGAUGAUGCUGUUGCCUUUUUCAUUCGCCUCAUCAAUGAGCACCACACUCCAUCUCAACUCGAACUUGGUAAGAUUUUGAUGUCUGUUGUUAACAUGAAAGAAUACCCCACUGCUAUUUUUCUUUUUGCACAAAUGGAGUUUAAGGGUAUUGCUCCUUCCAUGAUUAGUCUGAGCAUGUUGAUUAAUUGUUUUUGCCGUUUGGGUCAAAUGAACUCUGCUUUCUCUGCAUUGGCCAAGAUUAUCAAGAUGGGUCAUGAAUUGAAUGUUAUAACACUGACCACACUCAUCAAAGGGUUCUGUAUAAAUGGCAAGGUUAGGGAAGCCCUAGGGUUUCAUGACAAGCUAAUAUCUCUAGGUUUUCAGCUUGAUGAGGUUAGUUAUGGGACCUUAAUUAGUGGUCUAUGUAAAAUGGGGCAAGCAAGAGUCGCCAUGGAGCUUUUGCAAAAGCUAGAGAGUUAUACAGUUAAGCCUAACAUAGUAAUGUACAGAACAAUUAUUGAUGGAUUGCGUAAAGAUGGUCUUGUAAAUGAGGCACAAAAUUUGUUCUCAGAGAUGAUUUCUCGAGGAAUUUAUCCUGAUGUUGUCUCAUACAAUUCUCUGAUGCAUGGUUUGUGUUGCACCGGUCGUUUAAAAGAAGCAACUCAAUUGUUGAAUGAUAUGGUUGUUAAAGACAUUAACCCAGAUGUAUGUACCUAUAACAUUAUAGUCAAUGCAUUAUGUAAAGAAAGAAGAAUAAUAGAAGCCAAACAAGUGUUUGAUAUGUUGAUGGACAGACGAAUCAAGCCUGAUGUAGUCACAUACAAUGCAUUAAUAUAUGGAUACAUUUUAACUGGCAAAGUGGAUGAAGCAGCAAGUUUAUUUGGUGAUAUGAAGAAAAUUGGUCUGGCUCCUUGUGUCUGGAGUUAUAGUAUUAUGAUAAAUGGAUAUUGUAAACACAAAAGAUUGGAUGAAGCUGUAACACUCUUUAAGGAGAUGCUCCAGAGAAAUUUGGUUCCAAGUACUGUAACAUAUAAUUCUCUUAUUGAUGGCUUUUGCAAAUCAGGGAGAAUACCUGAUGUGCAAAAGCUUCUUGAGGAUAUGUAUGCUAGAGGCCAGCCCCCAAAUAUUAUUACUUACAAUAUCUUAUUAGCCGGUUUGUGUAAAGGUAGUCAUCUUGAUGCUGCGAUUGAAUUAUUUCAGAAAAUUUUUGGCAAGGGGGGUUGGUCCUUAUGCCAUACACCAUACUGAUCGAUGGAUUCUAUAAUCACGGGAGACAUAAAACUGCUAAAGAGGUUUUCAACCUUCUCCAUAAUAAUGGUUGGCGAGAUGUCAAAGCAAUUGAUGCUAUGAUCAAUGGGCUGUGUAAGGACUAAGGAGGGCUUGUUCAACAAAGCAACAAGCUUGCUAUCAAAUGGAUGACAAUGGUUGUGCCCUAGAUGAUGUAACUGCUUUCGCAACUGUUCAUGCUCUUGAGAAAAAUGAAAAAGAAAAAGCAGAGAAGCUUCUUUGGAAAAUAAUCUUUAUAGGCCUGUUGAAGCGAUAAAAUAAGGUAGGAUUUGGGGAAGCAGCAAGUAUGUUUUUCUUUGCUUUGAAGUAUGUGAAUCUCCUUUGAUCACUACUGUCUCAAAUGCUCUUUAUUCAUCGAACAUCAUGCCUCAAAAUGCAAAAUCAUGGUUGGUUGAAUUUGAUUAUGGAAUCCAUUCUAGAAUUCGUCCACCAUCCUUUUGUAUGUUAGUACUUUAAGAGGGGAGUGGACAUUUCGCACUGUAAUUGAUAAUGCCACUCUUCUAUUGUAUGUAAUUUCCAACAUAUCUUUAAACUCCACUAAUUCUAGAAGUAUUAACUUUAUACAUCUUAUUAGAUGAGAUUCGACAUCGAAGCUUCUUGCUAUAGGAUUGUGAAAACCUUAUAUUCAUUAUGUAGUGUAUAGGCUAGAAAGUUCUAGUUGCUAUAGGAGGUUAUGUCGUUGACUUGAAGUUCCUAUAAAUAAAAUACUACUAGGAGCUUUGAAUUGUGUGUACGAGGUGAAUUGUGAAGUGUGAAGGGGAGAGUGAUAAUCAAAGAGUAGGAGUGAGUGAGUGAGUGAGUAAGUCAAGUGCAGGUGUGAGAUGUAUAGAGAGCAAGAACAAUUAAGGUCUAGUGUAUGCAUCAUUAGUAAGGCCCGAGUGUAAAUUGUGUCUCAUUAAAUUGUACUCUUGUGUUUAUAAAUUUUAAAAAAAAUCAUAACUUUUGUGUCUCA
Molecule: messenger RNA, 4517 nt
Organism: Arachis stenosperma
Lineage: Eukaryota; Viridiplantae; Streptophyta; Magnoliopsida; Fabales; Fabaceae
Product: pentatricopeptide repeat-containing protein At1g12775, mitochondrial-like
Exons: 4
Coding region: 2156-3526 (456 amino acids)
Molecular function (GO): protein binding
Source: RefSeq, a predicted model, not a curated record